Durio zibethinus is the source of this 366-nucleotide messenger RNA. NCBI's taxonomy places the organism in Eukaryota, Viridiplantae, Streptophyta, Magnoliopsida, Malvales, Malvaceae. The record is from RefSeq and is a predicted model, not a curated record.
AUGAGAGGUUGCCUGGAAGAGGAAAGAAUGGCUUUGGUAGAGUUCAAAGCCUUCAUAAAAACAUUGGACGAGUAUCCAGAUGAUAGUCUAAUUCUAUGGGAUGUUAACGACAAUAAGAGUGACUGUUGCGACUGGGAGAGGGUUAAGUGCGAUGCCACCACUGGGCGAGUGAUGGAGCUCCAACUCUUCUAUGUGAGGCCUUGUUAUCCUUUUCCUUAUGGUCGAAGCGGCAUUCUUAAUUUUUCUUUGUUUCAUGCUUUUGAAGAACUGGUGAGCCUUGAUUGUCUUUCAAUAGAUUUGCUGGUUGGGUUUCGAAUGAAGGUUAUGAAGAAGGUUUCUGAAGUUUCAAGAAGCUGGAGAGGUUGA